AUGACGUGGCGGGGCCCGGAGGUGGUCCGAAAGUGGCUGGCGCCUUUUCUAGGUGCGGAGGUGAAGCCACGAUGAAGCCUGUGCGGUUUGUUUACUGGCGGCAGCUGAGCGGUUCCCGCGACGCGCUUGCACUUUAGAGGAGGAAGGGGCCGCUGCCUCUGGCGGGGCUCUAGCAGCCCAGAAUGGAUCCUUUCAGCUUUACAGAUCCCUUUGCCUAUGCUGAAUUUAUGAAAGCACAGGGGAAUCAUGACUUCAAAAAUGGAAACUAUUCUGUGGCCAUCAGAAAGUAUGAUGAAGCAAUACGUGCAUUGCUUUGUUCACAUCCAGCAGCACGGGCUUUUCACAGCCGAGAAAUGGCAGUGUUGCUGUGCAAUAGAUCCAAUGCCUUUUACAAUCUAAAUAAAUGGGAUGAAGCAUUUUUCUCAGCAGAAGAAAGUAUCCGCUAUGAUCCAACUUACGUUAAGGGCUACUACAGAGCUGGUUACUCUCUGAUUAAAUUGUCACGGCCUCUAGAUGCAGCUGGCGUAUUUUGUCAGGGUUUGAAAUUUCUGCUGAAUUCAAGAGAUGUGAUUCAAAUUUCAGAGUUUAUAGUUGGCAUCUUCUCAAGUGCUAACAAUGAAAGAACUAUUGCCCCACAGAUUUUAUCUAUCGCUAAAGGAAUUGUGAAAGAAAAUUUUGGUCCAUCAGCUUGGCAACUGGUGAUUGAGAAGCUGGUCAGGAGAGGACAAUGGCAGGCUUGUCUGUUGUUGGCUGCUGAAAAAGACAGGUUGCCAAGGGAUCUGCGAGUCACCAAUUUAUCGUUGAAAGACCUGUUUGAUAAAUAUGUUCUCUUCGGCCUGUAUGAGAGAAUGGAAAGGAUACCCAAACUGGUGGAGUGGCUGAUCUCCAUUGGAGCAGACAUAGACACUGUUGGCGCUUAUUCUCUUCAUGCGGUCAUCAAACUUUGUAUCAAAGCAAAAGGAAACCACCUUUUCAGAUGGCUACUUGACCAUAAACCUGAACUGAAGGCUCGUAUCAACCAGCAGAAUGAGGAGGGGUCCACAGUUCUUCACAUUGUAGCAUCCCAAGUCAGUGGAUAUUCUUCAAAGAGUCAAAUUGAAGAUGUGGUGAUGCUUCUAAAUGAAGGGGUGGAUCCAAGGAUCCGUGAUGUGCACUCAAAGACUGCUAUGGAUCUCUUCAAAAAGAACAAGAAAUUCAGGCCUGUAGAAAUAAUCAAUAAGUACAUGGAGAGAAAUGCCUUGUUUUCUGAGGAAUCAUCAGUUGCAGAACAGACUGAAGCUGAAGCCUUGCAAGCUACUGUUGCUUUGCUGCAGGAUGCUUUUGAGCAAUUUGAGAGCUUUUGCCAUUUGGAAAGCAGCGCACGUGUCACCAACCUGCUGGAGCAUAAAGCUGUCCAUAGGCUUUUGAAGCUGCUGUCUACAGUAAGAGAAAUCCCUGAAGAGAUGGUCUGUGACGUUCCUCCUGUGUAUGGUAGCAGCUUGAUAAAGCUAUUGCUAGAGAAGAAAAAGUGGCAUGAAGUUCUGUUGCUGCUGACCCGAAAGGCCACAAAGGAGAUGACGUCAGGAAACGGUCCUGUCAAAAACUGUGACCUCUCGGAUCUUGACAUCAGUGCUGUCUUGAAUCACAUUGACAGGAGUGAUAAGCGACGAGUACAGCUCAUAAGAUGCUUGAUAGAGAGAGGAGCAUCACCUGAGGGGACCGGAACCUUCUGUGAAAAACCACUUCAGAAAUGCUUGCAAACCCAUGAUUUUGAGUUGGCGUAUUUGCUGCUGAGCUCACACACAGAUCCUCGGGUUUUGUCCAUUGUGGAAGGUGACACUCCUUUACAUGCUGCAUUGUCCAUUUGCUUUGACCACAAAGAUGACAUUGGUUUGGAGUUCCUGAGCUACCUUUUAGAUUUGCAUGUUUCAAAUCCAUCCACAUUUCCAUACCUUAAUCCCAACGUCCAAGAUAAGAAUGGAAAUACAGUAAUGCACAUUAUUUUUCAGAAAGGUGUGACAAAGCAAGUUAAGAAAAUGCUAAGCUUGCUAGCAAAAUUUGAGAUUAAUUUUAAUUUAAAAAAUACUUUGGGGAGAGAUGUGCGUCACAGGAAGAAAAAAACUGAUCCAGUGGUUAUAGCGUGGAAUGAAGCCGUAGCUGAGAACAAGAAGAAAUGUCGAUACAAUGGAGUCCCGCAAGUAGCUCGGGUUGGAAAGUCAACUGCAGGCUGCAGCAAAUCCCAGCUCAAAAGCACAAACCAUUCUUCAUCUGCACCAGUAUCAAAAAUACCACAUGGAAAAUUGCCAUUGGAUAGAGAGCCAAAACUAGAUCCUGCCUGGGAAGAGGCAGAAGAUGCUGCAGUGAAAAGUUUGUCAUGUAGAGACAUCAGCAAGCCACUGACACUACGAGAAGGUCUUGGGCGAGAAAUUGCGCAUUUAAUCCAGAAAUUGGCAUUGGGUGAAGUCUUGAUGAAAACUAGUUUGGUGACAUCUGAAGCACUAAAGCUAUCUACUGUUGUAAUCAAAGAUGAAAAGGGUGAGCAUCACAGCUUGAGGCAUGAGGGGUUAACUGAUAAUGUUUACAUCAACAGUGGAGAUCCAGUGGGGAAGGCCCAUGAUGAGCUUAAUUACUCCAAAGAAGAAGAGGAAGAAGCCACUGAAGACGACCAACAGAUUGAGGCACCCACUCAAGACUUCGAUAAUAUGACAUGGGAAAUUGAGUGCACAUCCGAAAUGCUGAAGAAGUUGGAGAGCAAGGGCACUCCUCAUUACAUAAAGAAGAAAAUAAUCUUUGUAAUUCAACAACUAGGAAAUGGAGAAUGGACGCAGGGUCUGCAAAAGCGGCUGAAGCAUCUGAACACUGACAUCCAACUCUAUGAAGCAAAGUUGGACAAAGGGGCAAGGAUGCUCUGGGAGCUUGCGAUAGACUUUUCUCCCCGUUGCAGUGAGAAUGCAGAAACGAUCAUAGAGCAUGAGUAUUCUGUUCAUCCUGUGGAAAAAACAGGGAGAAUCUACACUGAAAUCAUUCGGAUAUGGGACAUUGUACUAGAUCAUGGCAAACUUGACCAGGCUAUAAAAAUCAUAUGUAGUGCAUAUAAGCGUGGGCUUUCUUGCAUCCUGAGGAAAAAACUGAAAGGUAUAAAUACAGCUCUCAUUUCAUCUAACUUGAAAACGCAAAAGCGCAUCCCUCGGUUUUAUGUUGAAGACAGCAAGCCAGAGAAGUCAAAAGGUCGUGACAUGCCUGAAUAUUUUCCCCCAGCUAGUGCAGUGGAAACGGAAUACAAUAUAAUGAAAUUUCAUAGUUUCAGUACUAACAUGGCACUGAACAUCAUAAAUGAUAUGACUUCUACCAUUGAAUAUCCUUUCAGAGUUGGUGAGCUGGAGUAUGCAGUCAUUGAUUUGAACCCCAAGCCGUUGGAGCCAAUUAUCUUAAUUGGACGGAGUGGAACGGGGAAGACUACUUGUUGCUUAUAUAGGCUUUGGAAGAAAUUUCACUCAUACUGGGAGAAAGUAGAGUGUGCAGGAGGUCCAUUGCUGGUCCGACAGAUGUGGCACAGACUAAAAUUUGAAAUGCAGUUGGGAAAUGCAGCAGUUGAGAAGGACGAUCACAAUGGGAAACAAGAUGGUUGCAACUCCGAUUCUGCCGAACUGGAAACAAUUGAAAGUACAGAUGAUGAGCAGCAACCAGAUGAAGAUGACCAAGAUUCUUCAGGGGAAAAUGACCCAGAAGUAAAUUUGGUUUAUGAUUGUGGAGCAGAAGAUGGACAUGCCACAAAAGAGUCUGAAAAACUCGAACAUUUGCAUCAGAUCUUUAUAACUAAAAAUCAUGUUCUUUGCCAAGAAGUUCAGAGGAACUUCACUGAACUGAGUAAAUCCUCCAAGGCAACUAGUCAUUUCAAGCCACUUGAAGCAAAUAUUUACAGACUUCAGGAUGUUAAAGAUGAAAAUUUCCCCCUCUUCCUCACAUCAAAGCAAUGGUUACUCUUACUCGAUGCCUCAAUGCCAGACCCAUUCUUCCAUAGGAAUGAAGAUGGAAGUCUCAAGCACACCAUUACUGGCUGGUCCAUGAAAGAAGAUUUUCUUAUUUCAAAUUGGCAAGAGGAGGAGGAGGAUGUUGACGCAGAAGUAGAUUAUGAUGAAGAUGACAAGGCGGCAGAAGUUCACGCUAAAGAGCACGAUCCUCGAGUCUAUGUGACAUACAGUGUAUUUGCUAAUGAAAUCUGGCCCAAAAUGGUAAAAGGCAAAUGUCCAUAUAACCCAGCAUUGGUUUGGAAAGAAAUAAAAUCUUUUUUGAAGGGAUCUAUUGAAGCACUGAGCAGUCCCCAGGGCGUACUGAUGGAAGAAGAGUACAAAAAACUUGGCCGGAAGAGAUCUCCAGAUUUCAAAGAAGAUCGUAGUGAAAUUUAUCAACUUUUCUGUGUCUACCUUCAGAUAAAGUCUCAAAGAGGUUAUUUUGAUGAAGAAGAUCUCCUGUACAACUUGUCUCAAAGACUGAUGAGGCUUGAUGACCUGCCAUGGUGCGUCCAUGAACUUUAUGGGGAUGAAAUUCAGGAUUUCACUCAGGCAGAGCUUGUGUUGCUAAUGAAAUGUAUCGAUGACCCAAAUGCCAUGUUCCUGACUGGCGAUACAGCCCAGAGCAUCAUGAAAGGAGUUGCUUUUCGUUUCAGCGACUUGAGAUCCCUUUUCCAUUACGCUAGUAAAAACUCUGCCAUCAAGAAACAUCGUGUUGUACGGAAACCAAAAAGGAUAUAUCAGCUUUAUCAGAAUUACAGAUCUCAUUCAGGGAUUCUCCACUUGGCCUCAGGCGUUGUUGAUUUACUUCAGUACUAUUUCCCUGAAUCUUUUGAUCGUCUACCUAGAGACCUGGGUCUCUUUGAUGGGCCUAAACCCACUGUGUUGGAAUCUUGUAGUGUUAGUGAUUUGGCAAUUCUGCUGAGAGGCAACAAAAGGAAAACACAGCCAAUAGAAUUCGGAGCACAUCAGGUAAUACUGGUAGCGAAUGACAUGGCAAAAGAAAGGAUUCCUGAGGAACUUAAUUUGGCUCUUGUGCUGACUAUUUAUGAAGCGAAAGGCUUAGAAUUUGAUGAUGUGCUCCUUUACAACUUUUUCACAGAUUCAGAGGCUUACAAAGAAUGGAAAAUAAUUUCCCAUUUCACUCCUUCAUGUUAUUUCCCUGAAGAAAACAAACUGAUCAUUGAAACACCCUUGGAAAAAGAUGCUGAAGAUCAAGGCAAGCCUCAGGCUCUGAAUACAGAAAUGUACAAGAUGCUUAACGGAGAGCUAAAGCAACUAUAUACUGCUAUUACAAGAGCCCGGGUCAAUCUGUGGAUCUUUGAUGAAAACUGUGACAGGCGUGCACCAGCGUUUCAAUAUUUCAUCAGGCGAGAAUUUGUUCAGGUUGUCAAAACGGAUGAAAAUAAAGAUUUGGAUGAUAGUAUGUUUGUUAAAACAUCAACUCCAGAAGAGUGGAUUGCGCAAGGAGAAUAUUAUGCUAAGCACCAGUGUUGGAAGGUGGCAGCCAAGUGCUAUCAAAAGGGAGGAGCAGUUGAAAAGGAAAAGUUGGCUUUGGCGCAUGAUGCUGUGCUUAAAGUGCAGUCAAAGAAAUGCAGCCCCAAAGACAAGCAAAUGGAAUACAUGGAUCUGGCUAAAACCUACCUGGAAUGUGGUGAACCAAACCUGGCUCUCAAAUGCCUGAUUCAUUCCAAAGAGUACCAGCUUUGUGCUCAGCUCUGUGAAAAACUAGGAAGGGUGAAGGAUGCUGCAUAUUUCUAUAAAAGAGGCCAGUGCUACAAAGAUGCAUUUAGAUGUUUUGAACAGAUUCAGGAAUUUGAUCUAGCGCUUAAAAUGUGUUGCUCUGAAGACCUGUAUGAAGAAGCAGCGAAAUGUGUGGAAAGAUAUGAGAAGAUGCUCGGGAAAGAAAGGCAGCUGGCUUCAAAGCUUUCAUGCACGGCAAGCCAAUUUUAUCUAGAAGCUGCUGCCAAGUAUUUGCGGGCAAACAGGAUCAACGAGAUGAUGGCGGCGCUCUCCCACCUUGAUGCCGAAGACCAGCUUGUGUUCUUGAAAGAUCACAAAUACUUCCGUGAAGCUGCAGACCUGUUGAAGAGGGAAGGCCGAGAUGAAGAGGCAGCAAAGCUGAUGAAACAACACGGCUUUGUGUUGGAAGCAGCCAACCUCACUAACCAGAAAGAUUUCCGAGCAUCGUGUUUGCUUGCUGCCGCCCGCCUUAGCAUCACAGGUGUUCAUAAGCUGCAGAACUUAAAAGAGAUCUUGGAAGAAGCUUUGGAGUUGUGCAGACAAGCCAACCAAAAAUCUGGCAGUGCCGAGGCAAUGUAUCUGAUGGGAACUGAAGAGAAGGACUUCUAUAUGUUGAAGAAGGCCUUUCACAUGUUUUUGGAUGUGAAUCACCAUGCUGGUGCCAUUGAAGCACUUUUUGGAGCAACUCAGUGUGACGAAAAAAGUGAGAACAUCUUGAGAUUAGUAGCUGUAUAUGGCUUAGAAGCAAUUCUGAGUCUUGUCAAAGCUUUCCAGAAAACAGAUACGAAUGCUGAAAAAGAAAUGGUCAAGUCAUGUUUUGAUUACUUCGGGAUUACACUGAUAGAUAAAAAACUUUGCCAAGUGUCCCAGAAUGAAGCUGGAUGUAUUUUAGAGGUUUUGUCUGAACAUUUCAUCAUCAGAGAGAAGAAAACAAGUGACCAGUUCAUUGUAAGCCUGGAAGAAGUAAAAUCUGGUCUGAAUAAAUAUUUAUUGAAAAGGCUUAUUGCUGUUACUCACAACUUAUUUGACCGGAAUUUCCCCAAUAUUUGCAGGAAAUUCAUUGCCGGGUUGAAGUGUGAAGAAGAAAACUGUGAAGACUUCCACAGAACUCUGUCCCGUCAUGAGAUCAAAUCUAUAUUUCAGAGCAAAAGGCAUUUGGCUGCAAUAAAUGGUCUACUGUUGGAAGCAAAGCGAGUGUUCCCAAAAGAUGUGUUUUGUGAACCUAACCCCAUUGAUGAAUUUUUGACAGCUGAUAAAUAUGCAUUGUGUAAAUCCCUUAUAAAUGCCUUCUUUCCUAAACAUUUUCAUCUGAGAAUGGUGUCUGAAAACCCAGUGGCUUGCAAAGAGAUCCUAAGCCUUCACUGCAAUGGCUAUAGAACCUUAAAUCCUUGCAAAAUGGUGCUAAGGGAAUACAUCAGAUCGGAGUUUAAAAAUGAGACUACCCGAAACAGAAGAGAAUCAACCGAUCUGUGGCUUAGGGCGAUGCAUGUGUUUGCCUUGACUUCCAGUUACCCUGAAGAGUUUGAGAAGCUUGUUUUCAGUGAGGAAGACGAAUAUAACCGAGAAUUAAAGUUGUCUACAGAAAGGGGAAGAGUAAGACUGAAAGGUAUAGAGGAGUAUGGCAUGCUGAUGCUUGACAAAUAUGCAGAAAAUGCGGAAAGCACCUACUUGUGUUUCAUCCGACUCUUGCAGAAUUCCAUGGACCAGCUGUACAGUCACAGAAACGUUGAGGAAUGCAAAUGGCUGUUCUACCGCUUCAUGAACGUCCUGGUUGUGAAAUGCAUCGAUCCUUUGAUUCCAAGCAUAAGAAACACAGUGGCUUUACUAGAAUUUCAGUUUGUCUUAGGUUGUGCUGUCCUGAUGCGUCUUUGCAAAAACAUGACUCUUUGCCUUCCCAAGAGUUACAUUUCUCUCUUCCACUACUGGGAUUUUUUAUUCAGAAGAGGAGAUCAUUACAAAGACUUCACGUAUUCAGUUAUACAAGACUACAAGCCAGAAGACACAAAGAAAGCCAUCAGAGAUUUUAAAAAGCACCUGAUGUAUUUAGCUGAUGUUCUGUGUGGCUAUGAAAACUUCAGUGUACUUGUGGAUGCUUUUGGUGAUCUUGAUUAUAUCACAUCAGGAGAAGCUGAGCGUACUGUGGUGCUUUGCUUAGUGAUGUUGAUAAAUGCAGACCAGGUGCUCAGCUGGAAAUGCAAAAUGAUGUUAGUGAAACACUUUCCCACCAUCAAGGAAGGUCUUCUGGAACUGAAAAAGGACUGCCCUUCCAGAGUGCCUGAAAGAUUACUUAAGAUUGUGGGCCUGAUGAGUGAAGCGACAGAGGUUAAAGAAGUAGUAGAAGGCCUAAAAGAGCUCUUGUAUUGCCGAGACGAGGAAUUUUUAGCUGACUGUCAUUGGAGGUGGGAUCCUAAAGGAGCAAGGGGAACCUGGCAUGAGGAUAACAAACUGUUGAGAGGCAUCUAUUAUGAGGUUGCAGACUUGGGCAGAUUCACAUAUCUCAGCCAGGCAGAUGAUUUUGAAGAGCCGGAAAUGGACUUUGAAAAGGAUGUCUAUGUUGAAGAGAGAAUGGACCCGCUGGCUAACAUUGCCUCCUUAAGGCAGCAGAAGCAACAGCAGAAAGCCUCAGCCAAGCGGAAGUUGCGGUGCCUCUUCUUGUUUGUUCGCUGUUGUGUUCGAUGGAAAAGGGUUUCCAGGUCAAAACCGGAAUCCUUGGAAAUGGCAUCGGGUGUCUUUAAAAAAGCAGAUAUUGAUCGAACGCAGUGCGAUCUGUGUGGAGUGAAGUUCCUCCAAAGUCCUGACAACUUAAUUGCUCAGAAAGAAGACUCUGAGAAAGAACCUGCCGAAGUGACAAAGCCAGUAGAGGGUGACUGGGAAGAGAAUGUGGAAAGAAACGAAGGCAUUAUUGCUGGUGAAACUUUUGAGAGCCAUAUAAUCCUAGAUGAGCAUAAAAAUAAAUACACUUCUUAUCAAAGAUACUUAGAUUUUUUCAAAAAGGAGGUGGAUCCAGUAAUACGUGAUGGAAGAGCUGUAGUGGAAAGCAUUGGAGAAAAUACAUGCAUCAGAAGUCAUUUUGCAUCUAAAGAACGUUUUAAAGUAGAGCGAAGAAAAAUCCAAGAAGCUAUCAAGAAGAUUUCUGAUACAGUGGAAGACAUCUACAAGAGAAAAGCAUGGUCGGAUGCUGAAGAAACGAUGUCCAAGUUGGCUAGGAAUUUGUGUACUAACCUAGACGAUGCACGCGAAUGGCAGAAAACAGAGUCCAGCCUACUACAGGAGGAAGAGUUUGACCAUGACAAAGACUUGGACAAUGAAGUGAAAGAUGAGGAGAUCAACUUUGAAGAACUGCACCGCAAGAAGCCCUCACGAAAAAACAGAAGGCACAGAAAAUAAUUUUUAAAACGCUGACGUCUUUCUGCCCUGAUUUGGGCUCUCUUUUAUUUACAUUUGAAAAAUGAGCAUUGAAAUGUAUAAACUAAAGUUAAAUGUGCCCACCAAGACUCCCCCCCUUUUUUCCCUUUGUAAUUGGGAUAACAACCAGUUCAAUAGUGAUCAUGGCCAGAUUUUUAAGUGUACUCAGAGAAGCUGAAUUGCAGAUGCAGUCAGAUCCACAGGAAGACAGUAUCUGGAAUCACACGUUCGCCAGAGACUCAAGUCUCAGCUGGACAGCUAAAGCAGUUGGGAAGAAGAUGUUGUUUGAAGUAAUUCUGUCGUUAGAAGCCAAAACCAGAGAGGAGAAAAGACCAUUCCCUCCUUUUCUACUUUCUAUUUUCCACCGUUUAGUUCCAUUAUUUACCUGACAGCUACCCUAAGAAUUCUUCAAGUUUCAUUGAAGGUUACAUUUUCAGGAAUUUCAGAAAACAGCUUAAGCCAAAAAAAAAAAAGCCCCCUGUAAGUGUUUGCUUUUUCCAGAGCCUUGCAAAACUAGAAAGUGACAACAGACUUGUUUGUCCCCCACACUGCCUUUUUUAAUACAUAUAAGCUGUUCUUUACAAGGUGUAAAAAAAAAAUAUGGUGUGUCUUUUUCAGGGAGUUGUGGUUUAUAUUCAUUUUAAAUUUGAAAGACUUUGUACAUUUUAAAUGCCAAAAAAAUUAAAAAUUGCAUUACAUUUUUAAAAAAAAAUAAAGGAGGAACAUUGCUGCA
Messenger RNA from Heteronotia binoei (common prickly gecko), 9870 nucleotides. RefSeq names its product tetratricopeptide repeat and ankyrin repeat containing 1 (gene TRANK1). NCBI's taxonomy places the organism in Eukaryota, Metazoa, Chordata, Lepidosauria, Squamata, Gekkonidae. The record is from RefSeq and is a predicted model, not a curated record. Gene Ontology annotation, molecular function: protein binding.